CCCGGCCAGGCCAGGAGCGGGACUGCGCGUCGGUCCGGCGGUCCAGCCGCCUCUCCCGCUGCCGCCGGGGCCCCUCCCGGCCUCCCGCCUCUCCGGCCUGGCGGGCGGGCCCAGCUGUGUUCCAUUAGACGCCCUGGCAGGCCCCCAGCCCCCUGGAGCCGCCCCUCUUCCCCCACCCGGAGUGGCCGCAGUCCCAGGCAGGCAGGCAGGCAGGCAGGCGUGCGCCCCGGCGGCGGCGGCACUCAGCCCCGGGAGCUCCGGGGCCGGCGCGGGAAGCUGGGGACCCGCGGGGCCGGCAGCCAGGAGAGAUCGAGGACCCCACCAGGGGGCCUGAGGAAGCAAGGCCCUGCUUGCCUUGGCUGGCUGCCUGCCUGAGGCUGCCCGGACUGCUCAGGGAGGUGAGGGCAUCCCUUACCACUGGUGCUGUGGCUGUGGCUCAUCUCUCUGGACCAAGAUGUGGGUAUCUUGGGCUCCUGGCCUCUGGCUGCUCGGCCUCUGGGCCACCUUCAGCCAUGGAGCAAACACAGGGGGGCAGUGCCCACCUUCCCAGCAAGAAGGCCUCAAGUUGGAACACAGCAGCGAUCCGUCCGCCAACGUGACCGGCUUCAACCUCAUCCGCCGACUCAGCCUCCUGAAGACGUCCGCCAUCAAGAAGAUCCGCAACCCUAAGGGGCCUCUCAUCCUGCGGCUGGGGGCGGCCCCGCUGACCCAGCCCACACGCCGAGUGUUCCCUCGGGGCUUCCCGGAGGAGUUUGCGUUGGUGCUGACCCUGCUGCUGAAGAAACACACUCCCCAGAGCACGUGGUACUUGUUUCAAGUGACUGAUGGAGAUGGGUACCCGCAGAUUUCCCUGGAAGUCAACAGCCAGGAGCGGAGCCUGGAGCUCCGGGCCCAGGGCCAAGAUGGCGACUUCAUGUCCUGCAUUUUCCCAGUGCCCCAGCUCUUUGACCUGCGCUGGCACAAACUGAUGCUGAGCGUGGCUGGACGCGUGGCCUCCGUGCACGUGGACUGCGUCUCCGCCUCCUCCCAGCCCCUGGGGCCCUGGCGACCUGUGCGGCCGCUGGGCCACGUGUUCCUGGGUUUAGACGCUGAGCAGGGCAAGCCCGUCUCGUUUGACCUUCAACAGGCGCACAUCUACUGUGACCCGGAGCUCGUGCUGGAGGAGGGCUGCUGUGAGAUCCUCCCUGGAGGGUGCCCCCCAGAGACCUCCAAGGCCCGUCGGGACACCCAGAAUAAUGAGCUCAUCGAGAUCAAUCCGCAGACGGAAGGCAAAGUCUACACACGCUGCUUCUGCCUUGAGGAACCUCAGAACAGUAAGGUGGAUGCCCAGCUGACGGGAAGAAUCAGCCCGAAGGCAGACAGGGGAGCAAAGGUCCAUCGGGAGACAGCAGCCGACGAGUGCCCACCCUGUGACAAGGGUACUGGAGAGAGCAAUGUCACUCUUGGGCCCUCCGGCCCCAAGGGAGGGAAAGGUGAGCAGGGCCCGCCAGGCCCAUCAGGCCCCAAGGGAGAGAAAGGAGCACGGGGCAAUGACUGUGUUCGAGUCUCCCCCGAUGCCCCGCUUCAGUGUGCAGAAGGCCCAAAAGGAGAGAAGGGCGCAGCAGGAGCCGUGGGACCCUCAGGACCCCCAGGAUCAACAGGCCAGAAGGGUCAGAAAGGAGAGAAGGGGGACGGAGGCAUCAAGGGCCUGCCUGGAAAACCGGGCCGAGACGGCCGACCGGGAGAGAUCUGUGUCAUUGGGCCCAAAGGGCAGAAGGGAGACCCUGGCUUUGUGGGGCCUGAGGGGCUGGCAGGAGAGCCCGGGCCCCCCGGCCUCCCUGGGCCGCCUGGGAUAGGACUGCCGGGGACCCCGGGGGAUCCAGGUGGCCCACCAGGCCCUAAGGGGAACAAGGGCAGCCCCGGAGUGCCAGGAAGGGAAGGCCCUGGCGGGAAACCCGGGAAGCCAGGGGUGCCAGGGAUGAAGGGGCAGAAGGGGGAGCCCUGUGAGGUGUGCCCAACGCUGCCUGAAGAUUUCCAGAACUUUGUGGGGCUGCCUGGAAAACCAGGGCCCAAGGGAGAACCAGGUGAUCCAGCUCCGAUCAGGGAGGGCCUGGGAUCUGCCGGACAGAAAGGUGAUCGGGGAGACCCUGGCAUCCAAGGCAUCAAAGGAGAGAAGGGGGAGCCCUGCUUGUCCUGCGGCUCGCCUGUAGAAGCCCAGCACCUCAGAGAAGUGAGCUCCCCGGGCCUCGGCUUGCCUGGCCUUCCGGGCAAAGCUGGUGCUCCGGGGCCUGCAGGGCUGAAAGGAGAGAAGGGUAAUUUUGGGGAGGCGGGGCCAGCUGGCAGUCCGGGGCCACCAGGGCCGGCAGGACCAGCGGGCAUCAAAGGGGCAAAGGGGGAGCCUUGUGAGCCAUGCCCAGUCCUGUCCGAGCCCCAGGAUGGCGUUGGCCGCAUGGUGGCCUUGCCCGGCCCUGCUGGAGAGAAGGGGGAUCCCGGGCCUCCAGGCUUCGGCCUGCCGGGAAAGCAGGGCAAGGCUGGAGAGCGUGGACUGAAGGGGCAGAAGGGUGAUGCCGGGAAUCCUGGGGACCCGGGAAUGCCAGGCACUGUGGGGCAGCCGGGACUGUCAGGAGAACCUGGGGUGCGGGGCCCCGCAGGGCCGAAAGGAGAAAAGGGUGACGGCUGCACUGCCUGCCCCAGCCUGCAGGGAGCGUUGACCGGCGUGGCGGGGCUGCCUGGGAGGCCGGGCCCCAAAGGAGAGCAGGGCCCAGAAGGCGUGGGCCGGCCUGGCAAAGCGGGUCAGCCUGGUCUGCCAGGAGUUCCGGGGCCCCCAGGACUGAAGGGCACACAGGGUGAGCCAGGGCCUCCAGGAAUAGGAGCACAGGGGCCCCAGGGGGAGCCUGGAGCCCAGGGCUUGCCUGGCAUUCAGGGCCUUCCGGGACCUCGGGGCCCACCCGGCCCCACUGGAGAGACAGGUGCCCAGGGAGCUCCAGGGAUGAAAGGAGCCACUGGGCCUGCGGGGCCUCCAGGUGCCAGUGUCUCUGGCCCUCCGGGCCACGCUGGGCAGCAAGGACAGAUGGGCCAUCCAGGAGUCAGAGGGAUGCCGGGCGAGAAGGGAUCUCGAGGAGAGAAGGGUGAGCCAGGGGAGUGUGCCUGCCCCCACCGAGGCGACCCCAUCUUCUCUGGCAUGCCGGGUGCUCCGGGACUUUGGAUGGGCAGCUCAUGGCAGCCGGGCCCGCAGGGUCCUCCGGGUGUUCCUGGACCGCCAGGGCCCCCUGGAAUGCCUGGGCUGCAGGGAGUGCCUGGGAACAACGGUCUGCCAGGACAGCCUGGGCUCACCGCGGAACUGGGGUCGCUCCCCAUCGAGCAGCACCUCCUCAAGAGCAUCUGUGGGGACUGCGUCCAGGGCCAGACGGCCCGCUCUGUGUCCCUGCUGGAGAAAGGAGAGAAGGGAGACCAGGGCAUCCCCGGUGUGCCAGGACUGGACAACUGCGCCCGGUGCUUCUUGGAGCGGGAGCGGCCCCGAGCUGAGGAGGCCAGGGGAGACAACAGCGAGGGAGAACCCGGUUGUGCUGGGAGCCCUGGCCUGCCUGGGCCUCCGGGACUGCCAGGCCAGAGAGGAGAAGAGGGUCCACCCGGCGUGAGAGGCUCCCCGGGUCCUCCAGGCCCUAUUGGCCCCCCAGGUUUUCCUGGUGCUGUUGGCUCCCCCGGAUUGCCCGGCCUUCAAGGAGAGCGAGGCCUCAGGGGCCUGACGGGAGACAAGGGGGAACCGGGUCCUCCAGGGCAACCUGGUUACCCAGGCGCCAUGGGCCCCCCGGGACUGCCUGGCAUCAAGGGAGAGCGCGGUUACAGCGGGCCCGCGGGAGAGAAGGGGGAGUCGGGCCCACCAGGAUCAGAAGGCCUCCCAGGUCCCCCAGGCCCAGCGGGGCCCCGAGGAGAGCGAGGACCCCAAGGGAACUCUGGUGAGAAGGGUGACCCGGGAUUCCAAGGUCAGCCAGGCUUUCCAGGCCCGCCGGGUCCCCCAGGAUUCCCUGGCAAAGUUGGAGCCCCUGGACCACCCGGACCCCAAGCGGAGAAGGGCAGCGAAGGGAUGCGAGGCCCAUCAGGCAUGCCUGGUCCCCCUGGGCCACCAGGACCUCCCGGGAUCCAGGGCCCUGCCGGCCUGGACGGUCUGGAUGGAAAGGAUGGAAAGCCUGGCCUGAGGGGAGACCCCGGCCCCGCUGGACCCCCCGGACUCAUGGGACCCCCGGGCUUCAAGGGGAAGACAGGACAUCCCGGCCUCCCAGGACCCAAGGGUGACUGCGGCAAUCCAGGUCCGCCUGGCAGCAGCGGCCGGCCCGGCGCGGAGGGUGAGCCUGGUGCCAUGGGACCCCAAGGAAGACCAGGACCCCCUGGCCAUGUUGGGCCGCCGGGGCCUCCAGGCCAGCCAGGGCCAGCUGGGAUCUCAGCCAUGGGCCUGAAAGGAGACCGGGGAGCCACUGGAGAAAGGGGCCUCGUGGGCCUCCCGGGCCAGCCUGGCCCACCCGGACACCCUGGGCCCCCGGGUGAGCCCGGGACGGAUGGUGCGGCCGGCAAAGAGGGACCUCCUGGAAAGCAGGGACUCUAUGGACCCCCUGGUCCCAAGGGCGAUCCGGGACCUGCGGGGCAGAAAGGCCAAGCAGGAGAGAAGGGGAGAGCCGGCAUGCCUGGGGGGCCUGGCAAGAGCGGCUCCAUGGGGCCUGUCGGGCCGCCAGGUCCUGCGGGGGAGAGAGGCCACCCUGGGUCUCCGGGGCCAGCUGGGAGCCCUGGAUUGCCCGGGGUGCCUGGCUCCAUGGGAGACAUGGUGAAUUACGAUGAAAUCAAGAGGUUCAUCAGACAAGAGAUUGUCAAAAUGCUUGAUGAGAGGAUGGCCUACUACACCUCCAGGAUGCAGUUCCCCAUGGAGAUGGCAGCGGCUCCAGGCCGGCCCGGGCCCCCCGGGAAGGAUGGCGCCCCGGGCCGGCCAGGCGCUCCCGGGUCACCGGGGCUCCCCGGUCAGAUUGGCAGAGAAGGACGGCAGGGCUUGCCAGGAAUGAGAGGACUACCUGGCACCAAAGGUGAAAAGGGGGACACCGGUGUUGGCAUUGCGGGAGAAAAUGGCCUGCCUGGCCCCCCAGGUCCCCAAGGGCCUCCGGGGUAUGGCAAGAUGGGUGCCACAGGACCCAUGGGCCAGCAGGGCAUCCCUGGCAUCCCUGGCCCCCCGGGGCCCAUGGGCCAGCCAGGCAAGGCGGGUCACUGCAACCCCUCGGACUGCUUUGGAGCCAUGCCAAUGGAGCAGCAGUACCCACCCAUGAAAACCAUGAAGGGGCCUUUCGGCUGAAGUCGCCGCCACCCGGUGGGAGAUGAAGGAAUCCAUUGGGGAUAAGUGGCCAAAGCUCCAGGACUCUGUGAUGGGUUGUGAAUGUUUCGUUGUUGUUGUUUUUAAUUGCUGUUAAUAUUUUUUUAAACAAUAAAGAAACAAAAGGAUCUGCAAUCCCACGUCCAGUGGGGUGCCUCCGGUGCUGCA
Molecule: messenger RNA, 5497 nt
Organism: Oryctolagus cuniculus (rabbit)
Lineage: Eukaryota; Metazoa; Chordata; Mammalia; Lagomorpha; Leporidae
Gene: COL16A1
Product: collagen type XVI alpha 1 chain
Cellular component (GO): extracellular matrix
Source: RefSeq, a predicted model, not a curated record